AUGGCACGGACGGCUCCGGUCGCCGACGCCGACACCAUCGCUGUCCUCGGCGGCGACCUCCUGCGGGAGGUCUUCCUCCACCUCCCCACCCCUGCCGACCUCCUCCGCGCGGCGCUCGCCUGCAAGCCCUUCAUCCACGCCGCCCGCAGCGCCCGCUUCCUCCGCCGCUUCCGCCGCCGCCACCCCUCCGCCUGCCCGCUCCUCCUCGGCUGCUUCGUCCACCGCCCCAGUGAGGACCGCUGCCGCGAAGACCCCAGCCCUCUCCUUCUCCCCGCCCCCCUUCCCGCCGCCGCGCGCCGCGUCGUCGAGGGCGGCGACUUCGCGCUCUCCUUUCUGCCCGACCGCGGCUCGUCGGGCCCCGACCCGUGGAGGGUCUUGGACAGCCGCAGCGGCCGGCCCCUGCUGUGGGAUCGGGCGUCCGCGGAGCAGCCCGUCGCCGAUCCGUGGAAGGUCUUGGACUGCCGCAACGGCCGCCUCCUGCUGCGCAAUCGGGUGUCCGGAGAGCUGGCCGUCGCCGAUCCCUUGACCCGGCGCUGGGCCUCUCUCCCCGCGCCCCCGGCUGAGCGCCCCGUGGGGUACGGCCUCGUCACCGACGACGGCUGCUCGUCGGUGUUCCAGGCGUUCUGCCUUUCAGAAGACGGCGGGGGCUCCUCCGGGCUCCGCGCCCUGGUCCUCUCCUCCAGCGAGCUCCGAUGGGCCGACGCCGCUGUCCUCGCGGGCCAGUACAAUCUCGAGGACUCCCGGGUGAUGCAAGCCAACGGGUCGCUUUACUGGAAGCUCAAGGGCGGGGAGCGCAUGGUUGCGCUCAACACGGCGACGAUGGCGUUCUCCUUGCUGGAGCUCCCGGAUUUCGCGCGGCAGUUCAGCUUCGAUGUCAUUGAGAAGGGGGACGACGAUGCUGGCGGGCUCUACCUGCUCACCAUGCUCGGAUGCUGCAUCGAGGUAUGGGGCGGCUGGGAUGAUGGCAGCGGUGUGCUAACAUGGACACUGGUGGACAAGUCGGUGAGGUUCCAAAGGGCCAUGGCGGAGAUGAUUGGUUCACCACAGUUUUACCGGCAUGGGCUGGUUGUCAUUGCGGUGGUUGCCGGUGUGGUCUUCUUGCGCAAUAAGGAUCGCCUGCUCUCCAUUGAUUUGGAAACUAUGAAGCUGAGGAUGUUGGUUCGGAAAGACGAGUGCCCAUCGGCCCUGAUGUAUCCUUACACGAUGGCGUGGCCGCCUUCAUGCUUGAACCCUACUGAACAAGGAAAUGUGAGGCUCACUACAUCUUAUGAUGAUAAUAAGGUUUUGUGCAGAGGUAACGAAGAGGAAGGAAUUCAAUCAUCCAUACGAUGGUUGCGGCGCAACCAGUUGUGCCUAAAUGUCUGA
Messenger RNA from Triticum turgidum subsp. durum (durum wheat), 1365 nucleotides. The record is from the annotation of a GenBank genome assembly. Lineage: Eukaryota; Viridiplantae; Streptophyta; Magnoliopsida; Poales; Poaceae.